AUGAUUAUGACAUCAUUGUGGACAGUGCUGCUGGCACUUUACUACCUGACAGCAGGAGCCCACUGUGGCUACUACAAGAUCCGGCCCCCCCACCCACCUCAUCCUCCACCACCAUCACUCUACUAUGGACCACAUCCACCACACCAUCCGCCACACCACUCGUCCCGCAUCUACCCACCCUACCCGCCGUUCCGGUCCCCACAUCACAGGCUGUAUCAUCAGAGGUAUCCCAAGCCGCCACCUCCACCACCCCCACCACCACCAUCAUACCCUGCCUGGAAGAAUAACUACGCUCCUUCUUUCAGGGCUCCCAUCAUUCAAGAGUCCUUCAAUAGUCCGCAUAAUCUCUAUGCUCCAACAACAUUCUUGAAGGAUGAAGAUAAAGGGCCCAUCCAUACUAUCCCUGCUCCUAACCUUGGACCUGUUGACAGGCCUAGCCUUCCCAAUCUCUUUCAGCCUGAGGCAUUCAAAAAUGAUUUGUACAAAAAUGAAGUCAUUAAGAAACCAGUACACAGCAAAUUUGAAGAUCUAUCGGCAGUAUUAAGGCAUGGCAUUACAAAAGUAAAUGUUCCCCAUUCUUCCGGUUACCAAGUGACUGAGGACCCAGCAGCUUCCUCGCCAUAUAAUACUGCAACUUCAUACUUUGCUCCAGACCCUGAUCCAGAAGUGCCUUCUCUAAAGAUCCCUCCAACGACCGAUCCUUUCUCACGUCCAACAAAUGGUCAAGUUCCAUUGGACCUCUACCUCCAACAGCAGGCAGAGAAAAAUGGCCAAUAUGGGCAUUAUCAACAGCCAGCUGAUAAUUCCAAUACACUAACACCUCAGGAACUGUUCAACCUCCUCAAUUAUCAACAACCAUCAACUCUACAGCAGCAGGUACAGUUUUUGCUUCCACAACAAACAGGUCACCUUUUCACCAAUGGACAACAGGAAUACGCUCAGCAACAGCUUGCUCAACAGGAUCUCAUGAACCAACAUCUCGCUCAGCAACAUCUGGUCCAACAGGAGGUCUCUAGCCAACAGCUUGCACACCAACACCUUACUCAGCAUGAGCUCACAAACCAGCAUCAAUUUUCUCAACCUCAAUAUCAAUCAUUCAACUAUGAAGAACAGGGUCAACAGAGUGCCUAUGGUGAUUUGAGACUUGAUCUUAAAAAUAAAGGUUUUGGUGUGGCUGACAAUAAUUAUCAUAAAGAUCCAUUGGAUGACAAUGAUGUUGCUGGCAGUGAGAGAGAAGAGUCUUAUGAAAAUAUAGUUGUAAAUGAAGUACAACAAAGACAAAAAGGCGAAUAUUUUAGAAAGGAGAAAGAAAAUAUGGUUGAAAAUGUAAAAGACCAAUUUCCCAAAAAACAAAUAACAUCUGAUGUCAAUGUUUAUCGUCCUAAUAUGAUACCUAAUAAUAUCCAAAAUGAAAAAGUAUUAUCCCAAGACCAAAAUCCAGAGACAUCUUCUGUUCAACGAGGAAAUCCAGAUAAUGAAAAUAAAAACUCUGAAAAAAUCACACCAGUCAAACCUGACAAUAAUGUUCAAUUACAGAAAUCAAUACAAAUAUAUGAGAACACGUACGAUAGUAAUGAAGAAAUGGUAAAAGAUAGUCACAAAAGUACAAAUGAUUUUAAAAAUGACUAUGCAGAUGAGAAGAAUAUAGAAAAAGAAUUAGCCAUUGGUAAUGAUGAUAAAAAUUUCAAAAAUGAUGAAAAUGUACAUUUUGUAGAUGCUGUUCCUUAUGGAAGCAGGAUACGCCCAAAAAGGUUUUAAACUGUUACUUUUACAGAUAUGUUAACAUUUUUAAUUAUCUAGUUCAAUGUAAAUACCAAAAGACUGUAAUUUUAUAUCAAAUGUUGUUUUAAUAAUUUGUUAAAAUUAAUUAUCUUGUACAUAUUAAUAUUUUAGUUUUUUAGAAUUAUUUAUUUUUGUUUGUUGGUAAUUUUAAUUUUGUUAGCACAAUAAACAAUACAUUUUACCUUGAGCCGUGUUACCUAUACAUAAUCUAUGAGUCUUGACCAUGGGUAUAUAAAAGUUUGCUCAAUUGUAUUACAUAUAUUUAUAAUGUUUUGCUUUAAGUAAAUUUUACUGUGAACUUACAAUAAAGAAUAAAAAUUUGUAUUGUUCAUUUAACUAUAAAUUAAUCAUUAAAAAUAAAUUGUUUCUUGUAUUCUUAAUAGAGAAAACAUCAGAAAUUAUGAUUUUUUUUUUUAUUGAAUUAAUAGAUUAUCAGUGAAAUUACAUAUUUGCUAUUUGAUAUUCGUGUCCUGUUUUAUUUCUAAUCCAUCCUUCACUAAAGGAAAAAAUUAAAAAAUGGAUACCAUGUUACUUUAAAGUGGAUUUUACUUUAUAGUCCUUAAUAAAAUGAUUUCAACUCAAAUUAUUUAUUUAAAGUUCAUUAUAAUAUUUUAAAACAGAUAAUUAUCCAAAAAUCCUUCCUUCAAAUCUCAAUAUUUGGCAUAGUCCGCUCAGUAAGAUGUUAAAUUUUAUCUGG
Molecule: messenger RNA, 2479 nt
Organism: Nezara viridula (southern green stink bug)
Lineage: Eukaryota; Metazoa; Arthropoda; Insecta; Hemiptera; Pentatomidae
Source: the annotation of a GenBank genome assembly